GAAAAAGAAAGCAAUCCAGAAGAAGCCGCAGCAUAUGAAGUUGGUACGUCGUUGACGAGCGUCCUUGAAAGUCUCUAUGGGUGUUCUGAAAUGUUAUGUUGAAACGAUUUCCACCCGUGUGCCAAGACUGACCGACAAUGAAGUAGGGAAAAGGGAGAAUAUCGCAAGUCAUGAAGAUAACUAUCGAGGACUACAACAACAAGUUAGACCAACCAAGGGAAAAAUGUGGAGCACUUCGCUCAACGAUAUGCUUUCUGUCUCUGUGCCGACUGUUGGCCCUCAUCUGCACCCUAUUCGUGAUCCUGUGCAUCCUGCUGCUGUGCAAGGCGUACAUAAAGUUCGUCCUGUUAUGGCUGGAGAAGCAGGACGGUUUAGUGAUCUCGGCGACGAUUUGCUUCCUCUUCAUACUCGUCUCGCUUCCAAUCAGUAUCGGUUACAUAGUGUUAGUCGUGGCGUCCGGUUAUCUGUUCGGGAUGUUGCGUGGACUGCUGCUGGUGGUGGUGGGGGCUAAUUUCGGGCUGCUCAUGGCGCACAAUAUACUCAGGCUGGCAGGGCACCACCACGCCAUUUACAAGUACACUAAGAAUGACAUGGCCCAAGCGAUCAUGAAGGUUAUAUCGGGUCCACUCUGCUUCAAGAUCGUCUUCUGCUCGAGACUGACGCCUAUCCCGUUUGGGUUACAGAAUACUAUUUUUGCGCUGAGCAAUGUCAGCGCUAGGGUUUACCACGUAGCCUCGCUAUUUGGACUGUUCCCCGCUCAAUUUGUGGGGGUUUACGUUGGAUCGACUCUACGUUCUAUGCAGGACGUUCUGGAGAACAGACAUAUUUCUUCCACGACUUAUUUUUUCGCCACGGCUCAGCUAAUGUUCGGGGCAUCUCUGAUGAUUUGGUUAGGGACCAAAGCUAGGAAGGAGUUGCUGAAGGCAAUCGCCGAGGCGGAGAGUGCUUCUACCAAAGUUACAUCAUUUUCUGUGUGAUAUUUAUAAACUUUUUUUUUCUAUGUAUUUUUCCAAAGACCAAAAAUAGUUACUAAGUCAGAUAUGUAGUUUGAGGGUCGAUAAUAAAAUAUUUUUUAUAUUCGAAUA
Messenger RNA from Anoplophora glabripennis (Asian longhorned beetle), 1085 nucleotides. RefSeq names its product transmembrane protein 64. The coding region runs from base 171 to 977 and encodes 268 amino acids. Lineage: Eukaryota; Metazoa; Arthropoda; Insecta; Coleoptera; Cerambycidae. The transcript has 4 exons. The record is from RefSeq and is a predicted model, not a curated record.